AUGGCAAAUCUGAGCCAGCCCUCUGAAUUUGUCCUUUUGGGCUUCUCCUCGUUUGGUGAGCUGCAGGUUCUCCUGUAUGGUCCUUUCCUCGUGCUUUAUCUUCUUGCCUUCAUUGGAAACACCAUCAUCAUAGUUAUGGUUGUAGCUGACACUCACCUGCAUACUCCCAUGUACUUCUUCCUGGGUAAUUUUUCCCUGCUGGAGAUCUUGGUGACCUUGGUUGCAGUGCCCAGGAUGCUCUCAGACCUUCUGGUCUCCCACAAAGUCAUUUCCUUCACUGGCUGCAUGGUCCAGUUCUACUUCUACUUUUCACUGGGUUCCACCUCCUUCCUCAUCCUGGCAGACAUGGCCCUUGACCGCUUUGUGGCCAUCUGCCACCCACUGCGCUAUGGAACUCUGAUGAGCUGGGUUGUGUGUGUCCAGCUGGUUGGGGCUACCUGGGCAGCUCCUUUCCUGGCCAUGGUACCCACUGUCCUUUCCUGAGCUCAUCUUGAUUACUGCCACGGCAACAUCAUUAACCACUUCUUCUGUGACAAUGCACCUCUGCUGCAGUUGUCUUGCUCUGACACCCACCUGCUGGAAUUCUGGGACUUCAUGUUGGCCUUGGCCUUUGUCCUCAGCUCCUUCCUGGUGACCCUCAUCUCCUAUGGCUACAUCGUGACCACUGUGCUGCAGAUUCCCUCUGCCAGUGGCCGCCAGAAGGCUUUCUCCACAUGUGGGUCUCACCUCACACUGGUCUUCAUUGGCUACAGUAGCACCAUCUUCCUGUAUGUCAGGCCUGGCAAAGCACACUCUGUGGAAGUCAACAAGAUUGUGGCUUUGAUGACUUCAGUCUUCACCCCCUUCCUCAAUCCCUUCAUCCUCACCUUCCGCAAUGAGACAGUCAAGACAGUGCUACGGGGGCAGAUGCAGAGGCUAAAAGGCCUCCACAAGGUGCCAUGA
Molecule: messenger RNA, 942 nt
Organism: Carlito syrichta (Philippine tarsier)
Lineage: Eukaryota; Metazoa; Chordata; Mammalia; Primates; Tarsiidae
Product: olfactory receptor 6V1
Exons: 1
Biological process (GO): G protein-coupled receptor signaling pathway
Cellular component (GO): membrane
Molecular function (GO): G protein-coupled receptor activity; olfactory receptor activity
Source: RefSeq, a predicted model, not a curated record